Molecule: messenger RNA, 981 nt
Organism: Penaeus indicus
Lineage: Eukaryota; Metazoa; Arthropoda; Malacostraca; Decapoda; Penaeidae
Exons: 2
Coding region: 1-981 (326 amino acids)
Source: RefSeq, a predicted model, not a curated record
AUGCCAGUACACCUCCUAGCAUCGCAGAACAGACGCUUACCGGCUAAAAAUACAAAGCUAGUUGCAUCACAUCUCCCGCAGAAGGAUUACCUCAUUCUUCUGAAACAUUUGCAACUGCUAAUUGACUUGGGAGUGGAGGUGCAACGAGUGUGCGAAGUAUAUGAAUUCUCUCAACGAGAAUUUUUAUCACCUUUUAUUCACGAGAAUAUUAAGGCGCGCCGUGAAGCCACAGACAAAGCACAACAAAUGUGUUUUAAAACUCUCUCAAACAGCGUGUUCGGACGGUGUUUAAUGAACCCGUUAAAACGACUGGAACGUGCCAGCAUUGUGUGUAAACCAUCUUCAUUUCUCAAAAAGAUUCGAAGUCCUCUCUUUAAAAGACUCAUACCCCUUGCCCCCAACCGGGUAAUAACAAUCUCAAGGCUUCCUUCCGUUAACAUGGAAUACCCGCAAUAUGUUGGAUUUACCAUUUUGGAAUUGGCUAAAUUCAAGUUGUACAACUUUUAUUAUAAAGUCUUAAAAGCUCAUUACGGAGACAGGGUGAAGCUCUGCUACUCCGAUACCGAUAGCUAUAUUCUCUCUGUAGAGACAGAUGAUAUUGAAAAAGAACUUUCAAUGUCUCCUUUCAAGGAGUGGAUAGACACUUCUAAUUUUAGUCAUGACCAUCCAUUGUACAAUCCAUCAGACAAGGGUAAGCUUGGGUUAUUAAAAUCUGAGACUGGAGAGAUUCCCAUAAAAGAGGCAAUAUGUCUAAAACCUAAGACUUAUUCCCUUCUUUUAAAUAAUGAUCAAUCAUCUAUGGGUGUAAAGGGAAUUGGUCGGUCUGAGAAGAGAAAACUGAAACACGACAAUUUCCGUCGUAUUCUUUUUGAGAAAGAGGCACACUUUUUUAAACAGGUGAGCAUCACCAACGUAAAGGGUCAAAUAACAACCACGGAAACCAACAAGCGUGGUUUAUCAUUAUAUGAUGACAAACGUUGA